GUAAAAUCAUUGUGGAAGGACAGAGGCGACUCUUCUUGGUUUGAGCUGGCCUUGGUAGCAUGCAAAAGAUGCUUAACAUCAUAUCCAACGUACUGAGGGGCAGUGCCAACAGAAACGGAGCUGAACUGGUUCGUGAGGGAAGCAGAGUGGUGGUGGCAAGUAGAACCUAUGCAGACUUCACUCCCCAGGCUACCUUUGACAUCAAGAAAUGUGACCUGCACAAACUGGAGGAGGGUCCACCCCUGCAGGCGGUGCUUACGAGGGAGGAGGGGCUUCAAUACUACCGCACCAUGCAGGUGAUGAGACGAAUGGAGCUGAAGGCAGACCAGCUAUACAAACAGAAGAUCAUCCGAGGCUUUUGUCACCUGUAUGAUGGACAAGAGGCAUGUGCUGUGGGGAUUGAGAGUGGCAUUAACCGCACAGAUCACCUUAUCACAGCAUACCGUGCUCAUGGAUACACCCUGACUAGGGGCGGCACCGUCCGUGAGAUCAUGGCAGAACUCACAGGCCGUCGCGGUGGCAUCGCAAAGGGAAAGGGGGGUUCCAUGCACAUGUACGCCAAACACUUCUAUGGAGGAAAUGGAAUCGUGGGAGCCCAGGUGCCUCUUGGGGCUGGUGUAGCAUUGGCCUGCAAGUAUCAGGGCAAGAAUGAGCUCUGUGUCUGUCUCUAUGGUGAUGGUGCGGCCAAUCAGGGUCAGAUCUUUGAGACAUAUAACAUGGCAGCUCUGUGGAAACUGCCAUGUAUCUUUAUCUGUGAGAAUAACAAAUAUGGUAUGGGCACGUCUGUGGAGAGGGCAGCAGCCAGCACUGACUACUACAAGAGAGGAGACUUCAUCCCAGGCCUGAGGGUCGAUGGUAUGGACAUCCUGUGUGUGAGGGAGGCCACCAAGUUUGCUGCAGAGCACUGCAGAUCUGGAAAGGGCCCAAUUCUGAUGGAGCUGCAGACAUACCGUUACCACGGACACAGCAUGAGUGAUCCUGGCAUCAGUUACCGCACACGCGAGGAGAUCCAGGAGGUGCGCAGCAAGAGUGACCCCAUCUCCCUGUUGAAGGACCGCAUGAUCAGCAACAACAUGGCCAGCGUGGAAGAGCUUAAGGAGAUUGAUGUAGAGGUCAGGAAGGAGAUUGAGGAUGCAGCUCAGUUUGCCACAACAGACCCUGAGCCCCCUCUGGAAGACCUGUGCAAUCACAUCUUCUCCAAUGAACCUCCCAUGGAGGUACGGGGAACCAACCCCUGGGCUAAGCUCAAGUCCAUCAGCUAAGAACUCUGCAAGCCCUAUAGCCUCUUCUUCCAGAGAGUACUUUACCCAAAAAGGCUAACAUGGCUAACCCUGAGUGUAAGCCGACAGGGGUGAGCUAGCGCUGUUCAUUGUCUCUGUGGUAAUUGAACUCCCACUAGCUUUCAUUAAUAGUUAGCUGUGUUAGCAUUUGUAGACUGACAUGUUUCUAGAAACACACACAGCCACAUUUGUACUGUACUGGAUGGUUGAAGGGUCAAUUAAGGACGACAACACACCAUUUGAAACUCUGCGUCCUGUUCCCGAUGGCACCGUUUUCUGCCACAUCCACCCUUUCGUUUGCUCCAGGUAAAAAAAACAAGCUCAUUGGAAUGAAUGUACAAUUACACAAGUUAGAAUGUUUUUGUUUGCUGGGGAUCCACAAAAUAUCAACAAAAGCUGUUUAAUAAUGAACUUCAUUAUAUAUGGAAUCUGUUAUUUGUAUGUAGGUAAUGGGAUGCCAUUUAGUUGCUUUAUAUCUUGACAAGCAAUUUGUGCCUGCUAGAUGAAAAGUUACUGGAGACUUUUAAGUCGAGUAAAAACUAGGAGGGGAGGUGGUGGUACAGAAAUUAAAUCUCUGAAACGCACAAUGGGAAAUAUAGGCCCACUGGACCUGAAUAUAAUUUCCUGUUUCUUUUUGUCCAACCAAUAUUUUUCUUUCUUUUUUGGGGGGGGGGGGCAGAAGAAUGUAGUUUUGUUUCUAAAGCAGGAAGCAACUUUAAAAGUUUUGACAACCAUUUUUGGAGGCAAUUUAAAAAGAAAACUUGUGAUGGUGAAUGGGGAAUUGAGGUCAGACGUCAGGCUUUUAUCCCAUGUUGGCCAUGUUUGUGUUGUUUCUGCCAUAGCCUUUAUAAAAAUUAAAAAUAUGAAUACAUUUAA
Messenger RNA from Electrophorus electricus (electric eel), 2156 nucleotides. It is a transcript of the gene pdha1a, whose product is annotated as pyruvate dehydrogenase E1 subunit alpha 1a. Gene Ontology annotation, molecular function: pyruvate dehydrogenase (acetyl-transferring) activity. Lineage: Eukaryota; Metazoa; Chordata; Actinopteri; Gymnotiformes; Gymnotidae. Gene Ontology annotation, biological process: pyruvate decarboxylation to acetyl-CoA. The record is from RefSeq and is a predicted model, not a curated record. Gene Ontology annotation, cellular component: intracellular membrane-bounded organelle.